AUGACUCGGCGAGAAACGGCAAAAACGAAGAGAUACGCGCAAAAGCACCAGACAGGCAGACGAACACAAAUGCACAAAAGCACAAAUGCACAAAUGCACGACCGCACAAGGUACCAAGGAACCGGAGCUUUGCUUGUGCUCCGUUACCUCGUCCUCGAGGACGCGGAAAAUACGAUAGAGAGUGCUUCUACCCCGUUCAAGAAAAUGGACGAGAAAAGGUGGAAAUGGCGGGCGGACAAGUGCGGCAGGCGGUCCAAACCUGGUCCCUGGUCCGACGUUCCCUGUAGAUCAGCACAGAAACAGAGGAGCUGGGAUGUGAGCACCGACUGGCUGGCUGAAAACCGUUCCAAGUGGUGGUGUCGGGGCAGUGGUUGUAGUUGGUUCGCGUGGAGGACCAGAGAAAAGAAAGAAAAGAACGAAUGA
Messenger RNA from Sporothrix schenckii 1099-18, 423 nucleotides. RefSeq lists its product as uncharacterized. Bases 1 to 423 code for a protein of 140 amino acids. Lineage: Eukaryota; Fungi; Ascomycota; Sordariomycetes; Ophiostomatales; Ophiostomataceae. The record is from RefSeq and is a predicted model, not a curated record. The transcript has a single exon.